Cryptococcus deneoformans JEC21 is the source of this 2501-nucleotide messenger RNA. RefSeq names its product expressed protein. The transcript has 7 exons. Bases 288 to 2366 code for a protein of 692 amino acids. NCBI's taxonomy places the organism in Eukaryota, Fungi, Basidiomycota, Tremellomycetes, Tremellales, Cryptococcaceae. Gene Ontology annotation, cellular component: cytoplasm. The record is from RefSeq and is a predicted model, not a curated record.
UGAGGUAUUGCUUGGAAUAAACCACAUCUUGUUGUUUUGACGCAUCGAAGUUUGAGGGACAACAAGCUGAAAGCAAGCCAAGCCUCUUUAGUCCCCGGACGCGUCCCCACACGCCCCGCUAACGACGAGCGCCUUUUAGUCCGUCGUUGCAGACCUUCUCCGUCUUCUCUUUCACACAUACACACACCCACCGCUCUUCCCGCUCUUUUUGCCAUUUCGGUAUCCCACGUUAACCUGCAACGCACAACAAAGGAAGCGCCAGCUGUUUCCCAUCCAGCCCUUUCAACAUGCUCCCCCGACCGCCGCCAAAGGAUCAGUUCCUGUCUCCCAACUCUGACUACAUCAAUCAAGACCUGGCAGAAGCAGUACGCGACUCAGUCCGCAUAAAAUCCUCUCCCUCUUCCAACCAAAGUCACAACUCUUAUUCGUCCGCUCAACCGCCUGACGACCCAUACACCCAUACUGGCACUCGACGCACACCGUCUCCUAAUCCUCCGCGCCCUAUCGACGUUUUUAAUCCCACCAAGCCAUCCUACGACGAGGUGUCACCAUCUUGGCCUGAAGUCGACAAUUUUGACGCUAUGGCUUCCGGCCCAGCCUCAGAUCAACCGGCGCUUCCCUCUGCAAGGAUGCAGCAACUGCAGAAUCCCUUUGAAGAGGAUGAGAUUGAGCCUGUCGGCACAGGGCCUGUCAAGCCUCCGGGCUUCAGGAAUUUUACUCUAGAGGAAAAUGGUACUGUCCACCCAAGAAGGACCAAGUUUUCAAGGGCACAAACUGGCACUACAACGUCGAGCUCAUCUACCAGUUAUCUUCUUGGGUCCAGCCCACCCUCAGGUCACACAAAUAAAAUCCGCACGCGACGUUCUCUUUCAACCAAUUCAUACGGUUUUUCAGGUGAUGCGCCCGCCAUGGCGGCUUUGACGGAAGGACAGAGGAAAGGGGUUGAUGAGAAGAAGGGGAGUAGACACGCAGAUGUUAUCGAUACAUGGGAUCCUACCGGAUUGGGAAGUGCUAUGUGGCAUCACGCUGGUCCCUAUGAUGCCGCUGCCCCGUCUCGCAACGCCAACCUCCCCACAACUAAAGCCCCCAUGAAGGCAUUUCACAAAUCAGCAAGCCCCGUCGUGCCACCUCGUGGACCCAAUACCAUUUCUUUAUCUCCUCCUGCUCCCCCCGCAAAGGAUACUCCCAGAGACAUUCCUGAAUCUGACCGGCGCCGUCCUUCGCGAGGAAUCUCUACUGGUCGUCGAUCAGCUGGUGGAGGUCUCACCGGUCAAUACUCCACAAGUGUACCGAAAGACGGUGGGUAUUUCCCCAACAUAGGGGAGGAAGAUCCGCAGGAUGAGGCGACCCUUGCCAGGAUUGAAAGGCAGAGAGAGAGGGAAUCCAAGAGAAAGGCUCUGAAAGCAGCUUGGGGAAUUGAUACUCCCGAGCCAUUUGAAGACUACGGAGGCACACCCAACGAUGGGCCCAUUGAUGUUACCGAUGAUGACUAUUUCCCUGAGUCUGUUUCCGCGCCUCUUCCAAUCGGUCGCAGCAUUCGAUCUCCAGGAUUCAGGCUUGGUAGCGAUCCUCGAACUCCUUCCAUCAAAGAAGAUUCAAUGUCGCCCACCCUAGAAUCACCCCCACCUUUUCGUGCCGUCGUCACAGCAACAAAUGUUCCCCCCGGCGGGAUCAAGCGAACUAAAAGCUUGAUGCAAAAGAUCAAAACUAUGCGCGAAAAUCCCAAUAUACCAUUCCGUGGCCAGUCCCGUGACAAUCGACCUUAUUCGCCCAACCGCGAACCUUCGCCUAUGCCAUCUGAGGCUCCGAGCGAUGAUGUUGUAUCUCCUGCAGGAUCCGCAACUGCUGCCCGCUAUCCUCAUCUGUUCGACAAGGGCUCCGGUAGGCCGCCUUCAAAUAAGAGAUCCGCUUCAUCUGCCGCAACAUUCACAUCUUCUUUUCAGGCUGAGUCACCAAGAUCAGUUCCUAUCACUUCCGGUGAAGAAAGUUUGAUUGCUGUAGCUGGGGAUGACAAGCCAAGUCCGGUGAACGGCGCUGUAAAGAGAGAAGGGAUCCCCAGCACCGCUCCAGAUGGCUACACUAUUGUAGAAUCUCCUUCAUCCAAGGGUCGUGCUAUUCGAGCACUCCAGCGAGAAGCUGAACACCAUACUCGUUCAGCUUCUUAUGGUGCGACUCCUUCUCCGAGAGGGGUAAUGGCAGCCCCUCCCGUUGCUCCCGUUCUGCCUAACUUUGAUGAUUACUGGUCUAGACGUGAGAAGGUCAGAUCCGGUUCAGAUACGUUGGAUAGUGGGGACUUGAGGGAAACCAAGGAACUGAAGAGGAAAACCAGUAUGGUGAAAAAGUUGAGAGAUAGAAUUGUGAAGUAGAAGCUGCUCUGGUGAUCUGUCAGCUUGCAUAUGUGGCGCUGGGGAAUUCUGUAUCGCCUGCAAAGAGUAGUAAAACUAGGACGCGAAUGUAAUAGAUACCACUUGUGUAGCAUUUCGAGGUUUGUUUCCAUGUAU